Molecule: messenger RNA, 4431 nt
Organism: Cannabis sativa
Lineage: Eukaryota; Viridiplantae; Streptophyta; Magnoliopsida; Rosales; Cannabaceae
Exons: 6
Coding region: 1-4431 (1476 amino acids)
Molecular function (GO): nucleic acid binding; RNA-DNA hybrid ribonuclease activity
Source: RefSeq, a predicted model, not a curated record
AUGGAAGACUUAGCUCGUUUGCUGGGUUUUUCGAGAGCAGUUUGUGUUGGUGCUUCGGGCACAGCUGGUGGCUCAUGUCUUUUGUGGAAUUCCAACAUUGAUCUGGUAGUUAACUACUAUGAAGAUGGUUUUUUUGAUGCAACAGUUUGGGAUUACCAAACUCAAUUGCAUUGGAAGUUCUAUGCGGUGUAUGGAAAGCCGUAUGCGUGUGAUAAAGAGAAUUUUUGGAAGAGUAUGGAAGCUGAAUUCAACCAUUGUCAGUUGCCAUGGGCUCUUGUUGGUGAUUUGAACUGCAUUCGUAGUCAGGAGGAGAAGUUAGGGGGUCGUAAAGUCUCGUAUGCUGAUACGAAAUUGCUGAGGAAUUUCAUGAACAACACAGGUGGUAUUGAUGUGCAGUUCAUUGGCUCUAAAUUCACUUGGCAAAAUAAACGUUUCAAGGGAGAUCUCAUCAGGGAACGGCUUGACAGAGCCAUUUGCUCCCCGGAUUGGUUGUUGAAUUAUAGUGCCGCGGGUACCCAGAAUAUGCCAGUUACUUUAUCUGACCAUGGUCCCAUUAUCCUUGACACUCAUCUUUUUGCUUCAAGAGGCUACAUUCCAUUCCGUUUCUUCGAAGCUUGGUCCUGGGAAGCAUCGUGCAAGAAUGAAAUCAUCAAUGCUUGGUCUAGUUCGGGCAUUACUGAUACUGCUACUAUUGCUUUCACCCGUAAUAUUUGUUGGGCCCUCCAAGCUUGGAGGAAGAAGCACCAGGGAGCAAAUGAAAAUGAGAUUAAAGAGUUGGAAAAGAAGCUAGAGUGGAUUCAAAACCAACCUAUCAGCGAUGCUCUAAAAGAUGAGGAACUUAAAACUCAAUCUCUUCUUUCGGUUGCUUGGGCUAAAAGUGAGAGUAUGUGGAGGCAGAAGUCAAGAGAAAUUUGGCUAUCUCUGGGGGACAGGAAUACCAAAUUCUUUCAUGCAGCCACUGUUUUGAGAAAACGAAGGAAUAGUAUUUGGGCAGUUAAAGAUAAAGAGGGAAAUAUUUGGAGGGAGAAAAAACAAAUAGCAAGCACCAUCAACUCGCACUUUCUAGAUCUGUAUUCCUCUAUGCAGCCGUGUACUCCAGAAGGUCUGGAGGAUUUGUUCGACCACAAAAUUUCAUCUUCAGCCAAUGAUGAUCUCUCCAAAGUCCCUUCAAAUGAGGAAAUCAGGGAAGCAGUGUUUUGUUUACAUCCUCUAAAGGCCCCGGGGCCGGACAGUUUCUCGGGAUGUUUUUAUCGUAAGUACUGGGAUGUGGUAGGCUUGAAUUUAUGUGCAACUGUUAAAGAGUUUUUCUCAAGUGGAGUGAUGGACUCAAAGCUCAAUAGUUCAUUCAUCUGUCUCAUCCCCAAGGUGGAAUUCCCUUUGAGUAUGGAUCAGUUUAGACCAAUAAGUCUUUGUAAUUUUACUUAUAAGAUAAUUGCAAAGAUAUUAUCAAAUAGACUGAGACCGCUCAUGAACGAUCUGGUGUCCCCAUUCCAGUCUGCGUUCAUUCCUGGGAGGUGGAUUGCUGAAUCCUCAAUCUUAACUCAAGAAAUCAUCCACAAGAUACGUCACAAAAAAGGCUUUGGGGGUCUUAUGGCCUUGAAGCUAGAUAUGCACAAAGCUUACGAUAAAAUGGAAUGGAGUUUCCUUGGCAAGGUCCUUAGUGCUAAUGGUUUCAGCGACAAGUCUCGUAAGCUUGUAAUGUCAUGUGUGUCCAGUGUAUCUUAUUCGGUCCUUUUGAAUGGGUGCCCUCUAAAAAAGUUCAUGCCACAACGAGGCCUUCGACAAGGUGACCCACUUUCUCCCUUCCUGUUUUUACUUUGUCAAGAGGUGUUAUUGAAGCUAAUUCUUAAGGCUGAGGCUCAAGGUUUAAUCCAUGGCAUUAAGAUUGGCCGUUCUACUCCCCAAGUGUCGCAUCUCAUGUUUGUUGAUGACACUAUUCUUUUUGCCCGUGCAAAUGAGAGAGACGCCAAAACACUAAUCGACUGCCUAACAACGUACGAGAAGUGGUCAGGUCAAUCUUGCAGUAAACACAAGUCAAGCGUCUUCUUCUCAAGAAAAAAAGAUGAAUAUGUAAGGCUUAAGGAGAGUAUGCUAAAGAGGUUAGAAGGGUGGAAGAUGAAACUCCUAUCCUAUGCUGGCCGCCUAACCUUAAUUAAAUCCGUAGCCUCAGCUAUCCCAAUCUAUGCCAUGUCUACUAACAAGAUCCCCAUCUCCAGCUGCCAUGAGCUUGAUUCUUUAAUGAGGAAAUUUUGGUGGUUGGGGAAUGUGGAAAAGAGUAGAUUUCUAGCUCUCAAAGCUUGGGAUCAAAUUUGUCAACCAAAAAUGUCAGGUGGAUUGGGACUUCGGAAGUGUACAGAAAUGAACAAAGUCCUCUUGUCAAAGUUAGCUUGGAGCCUUGCAACAAAGGAAGAUAGACCUUGGGUCUCUUGUUUAUUGAAUAAAUAUUGCAGGUUCGAGAGCUUUUGGUGUGUUAAUCAAAAAAGUAGUGAUUCUAGUCAAUGGAAGUGCAUCUUGGAAGCUAGGGACACGAUUCUUAAAGGCUCAAUGAGCGUUGCUGCUUCAGGAGAGAGUAUCAACUUUUGGCGACAACCAUGGAUUCCAUGGUUAGAGUAUCAAGAAUUCAUGGAGUUAAUGAACAGCUUAAGAAAUAGAGGAUACACGGUCCAAACUUUGGCAGAUGUAUCGUCGAACCAUUGCUGGAAUGAGGAGCUGAUUCUUCAGAUUUUUGGUAAUGAAUUGGGCAGUCAGAUUCUCAAUAUUCCAAGAAUCCCAAGCCCGUAUGAAGAUCAAGUGUUUUGGAAGGGAAAUCAGAAGGGAUCGUUCUCAGUUAAAGGAGCGUAUAGUGUGGAUAACUCUUGGAGAUUUGCACCAGUGAGGGAGAUAUGGAAAUGGAUUUGGAAAGCUAGAAUUCACCCAAGAAUUUCAGUUAUGUUGUGGAGAGUUCUAAAUGAGGCUAUCCCUACAAAAAAUAGGCUACAUUUUAUCAAUGAUAAAAGCUGUGGUCUGUGUGGAGAAGAAGAGGAGGAUACCUUACAUGUGUUUUGCAAGUGUAGGUUCUCCAAGGCCAUCUGCAAAGGAACAAUUUGUGCAUUAAGAACACUCCCCCAAAUCCUAUCACUGCUUUUGAUUAAAAGUGAAUCAAAUCUGAGGGAGUUCCAAUUCUUGAAUCGCUCUAAUGGGGGGUCGACUGGAGACACAUAUACCCCUGCUGUUAGUCUUGAGUUGAUAGGUAUCAACACUCCUAGCAAUCGAGUUUGCCAUGCUUUUUUUACUGAUGCUUCUUGGGUAAGGAGAAGCACGGGAGUGGCUGCAAUUGCAGUAGAUUAUACUACUGGUGCCUGGUUCGUCAAAGCCCUCAAAUGUGAAACGGCUUCAGCUCUAGAAGCCGAGUUCAAGGCAAUUCACCUUGCUUUAACUUGGGCAAUGGAGCUGGGAUGGCAUGAAGUGCUAGUACUUUCAGAUGCAAAAGUUGCAGUCCAAUCUUUAAUUACAAGAUCAAGAUCUCCUGAUUGGAAGGCGUCGAAUAUUUUCUUUUCUAUUGUUAAUGUUUUGAAAACUCUGUCAGUUGUUCGUUUUUCUUUUAUCAAUCGUAGUCUUAAUGCUUUAGCGGAUGGCAUUGCUAAAAAUGCUAGAGUUGCUAGCGAUUUAGCUAUUUUGUAUCAAGGGGAGGCUUUAAGCGUUCCAAGAAACUCUGCCAUGUUGACGCUAAAUGGAACCAACCACAAGCAGUGGGUUGAAUCCCUCAUGCUAAAUUUGACUUUUAUGAAAGUGGACUUGGCCUUGAGAAUGGAUGCACCGCCUGAACCCGCUGAUGAUGCCACUGAAAAGGACAAGAAGUCCUAUGAGGAUUGGGAGCAUUCCAAUCAUUUAUUCCUCAAACUGAAAAAUGCAAAAGAUUUUCUUGUUGUUAUUAAGGAAAAGUAUAAGAAGUUCUCAAAGAAUGAGAAAAAUGAGUGCUUAACUUUGUUCCAUUGCACUAAUUACGCUGAUACGGGUGACAUUAGAGCUCACAUCGACAAGCUCAUGGGUUGUUACCAAAAGCUCAAGGGCAUGGGAUUAGAUCUUGGUGAGGAUUACAUGGUGUGGUUUGUGAUGGAAACCAUUCAUUCUCAAUUUGAUUCGAUCAGAUCAAGCUACAAUGCUCAAAAGGAGCAGUGGACCAUUAAGGAGAUGGCUGCUAUUCUUGCCAAAGAAGAAGAGGACAUGAAAAAGGGGAGAGCAAGAAGUAUCUCCAUGGUGACCAAUCCAAACAAUUCUCACAAGAGAAAGUUCACUCCCAACAACUCUAGUGACCAAAGGUUUCAUAAGAAGAAAGCCACCAAUCCUAAGGGAAAUGGACAAGCUAGCUCUUCUUCAACUGGUCAUAAGAAUGAGUUUGUCAAUGCUUCGGGCAUAAGAAAGCUGAUUGCCGAAAGCUCAAAGCUCAUUUAG